Molecule: messenger RNA, 2350 nt
Organism: Mycotypha africana
Lineage: Eukaryota; Fungi; Mucoromycota; Mucoromycetes; Mucorales; Mycotyphaceae
Product: pre-mRNA splicing factor syf-1
Exons: 8
Coding region: 73-2298 (741 amino acids)
Biological process (GO): generation of catalytic spliceosome for first transesterification step; mRNA splicing, via spliceosome
Cellular component (GO): post-mRNA release spliceosomal complex; U2-type catalytic step 2 spliceosome; Prp19 complex
Molecular function (GO): protein binding
Source: RefSeq, a predicted model, not a curated record
CUUUUUGAAAUAAAAAAAGGCAUAAAGCCAAGUUAUAAAUUUUUGUUUUCUUUCAGAUCGGUCUAUACCAUUAUGGUUCUCCACCACGAUGAAUUUUUGAUCAACGAACACGAUAUACCAUACGAAGAAGAGCUUUUACGUAACCCGUACUCUUUACGACCUUGGAUUCAAUACAUUGAACAUAAAAAGCUCGGCAAUUUCAACGAACUUUGCUUUGUUUAUGAGCGUGCUUUAAAGGAGCUUCCCGGCUCUUAUAAAUUAUGGAAACAAUACUUGGACAUCAGACGCGAGAAACUUAAAGGACUCAACCCUGUCAGACACAAACAACAAUACAACAAUCUCAUUGCACUUUAUGAACAUGCACUUAUUCUACUGAAUAAGAUGCCUCGUAUUUGGCUCGAUUACCUUUCACUCCUAACAAAGACACCUUAUAUCACGAAGACUAGACAUAGUUUCGAUAACGCCUUGCGUGCCUUACCUGUAACUCAACACCAACGUAUUUGGGAGGUUUACUUACAAUUUGCAAAAGCAGCAGGUGGUGAAACAGCUAUUCGUAUAUACCGUCGUUAUCUGAAGUUCGAGCCUGGUUUUAUUGAAAAUUAUAUAGAAAGCCUUAUUCAUUUAGAGCACUACAACGAAGCAGCUGUGAAACUUGUAUCUAUUGUGAACGAUACAACUUUCAAAUCUCAACGCGGAAAAUCACACUAUCAAUUAUGGCAGCAAUUAUGUGAAUUGGCAGUAGACCACUGUGAUGACAUUCAUAGCAUAAACGUAGAAGCAAUUAUCAGAAGUGGUAUAAAGCGUUUCUCAGAUCAAGUCGGUAUUCUCUAUUCACGUUUAGCAAUGUAUUGGAUUAGGAUGGGUCAAUUGGAAAAGGCCAGAGAUGUAUUUGAGGAAGGUAUCACCACUGUGAUGACAGUAAGGGAUUUCACAGUUAUAUUCGAUGCUUACGCUGAAUUCGAAGAAGAGAUGAUUACCACUAAAAUGGAAAUGGCGAAAGAGAGAGAAGACCAAGGAGAAAAGGAUGAAGAAGAAGAUCUUGACCUUGAUAUGCGUCUCAUGAGAUUCGAACAAUUGAUGGAUCGUAGACCAUUUUUGGUAAACGAUGUUUUGCUAAGGCAAAAUCCCAAUAAUGUUAUGGAAUGGCAACAAAGAGUAACUUUAUGGAGAGAUAAUAAAGAAAAGGUUGUCGAAACAUAUACACAAGCAGUACAGACCAUUAAUCCAAAAAAGGCACAUGGUAAAUUCCACGAAUUAUGGGCUAACUUUGCAAAAUUCUAUGAAGACGGUGGAGAUCUGGAAUCAGCACGUAAAAUAUUUGAUAAAGCAGUUAAAGUCAACUACAAAUCUGUCAAUGACCUCGCGGAGGUGUGGUGUGAAUAUGCAGAAAUGGAAACACGACAUGAUGAUUUCGACAGGGCCCUAGAGAUUAUGGCAAGAGCAACAGAGAUACCAAAGACACUCGAUGUCAACCCCAAGCAAGUGAAUUUCCAUGAUGAAUCUAUUCCAGUGCAAUUACGAUUAUUCAAAAGCCUGCGAUUAUGGAGCUUUUAUAUUGAUUUGGAAGAGAGUGUAGGCACAGUUGAAAGUACGAAGGCAGUAUAUGACAAAGUCAUGGAUCUUCGCAUAGUGAAUCCUCAAACGAUUGUCAACUAUGCCACAUUUUUGGAAGAGAAUCAAUAUUUUGAAGAGUCAUUCAAGGUUUACGAGCGUGGUAUUGAAUUGUUUGGAUGGCCCAUCGCAUUUGAAAUAUGGAAUAUUUACCUUGACAAAUUCUUGAAACGCUAUGGAGGUACAAAAUUAGAACGCGCCAGAGAUCUAUUUGAACAAGCAUUAGAUGGUUGUCCACCGAAGUAUGCCAAACCCAUCUAUCUCAUGUAUGGUAAACUCGAAGAAGAACACGGUUUGGCGAGACACGCUAUGCGUAUCUACGAUAGAGCAACGAGAGCUGUAGCAGACGAAGAUCGUAUGACAAUGUUUGAGUAUUACAUUGCCAAGGCGACAGAGUCAUUUGGCAUAAUGGCAGCAAGGGAAAUAUAUGAAAGGGCUAUUGAGGCUCUUCCAGAUAAGCAUGUGCGAAUUAUGGCACUGCGUUAUGCAGAACUGGAAAGAAAGUUGGGCGAAAUUGACCGUGCACGAGCUAUUUACGGGUUUGCCUCACAAUUAUUCAAUCCUAGGACGGAAGCUGGAUUUUGGAAAACUUGGCAUGAUUUCGAAGUACAGCACGGUAAUGAGGAUACAUUCAAAGAAAUGCUACGUAUUAAACGGAGUGUUCAAGCAGCAUUUCCCAGCGUUUAAUAUCACUGUAAUAAAAAAAAAAACCCACUAUGAAUGCGUUCCUAUUUCAAGG